Molecule: messenger RNA, 5958 nt
Organism: Amoebophrya sp. A120
Lineage: Eukaryota; Dinophyceae; Syndiniales; Amoebophryaceae
Source: the annotation of a GenBank genome assembly
UGUCGACCGAUAGGAUUGCGCCGGAGAUUGUUGAACUACGGCUACUCGAAUGAACCUUGGUUGAGCUGUUUCAAAAUGAACAUCUGCAGAAAAAUGAAAAUGCACGGAAGAGAGCGCUGCUUGUUGUUUCUGCUCGUGUUUGCGGGAUGCCGCCUGCUUCUCUCGCCGCGCGCGAUCGAGCAGCCAGGCCGGGGAACAGAAUUCGAGAUCGCUCCCGAGAUUGCAGAGCGCGACGAGGCGUUGUCCUUCUACGGCCAGGAUGAACAUCAUUUAGAUGUUAGACGCAGUGAAGACACAGAAUCAACACGACCACCAACAGACGAAAGAAAAAACGCAGAUUCCCGUAGCUUCACAGCCACUGUGGAAGGUAUCAACCCGUCAGACGAACGAACUUUCAUCGUGCAGAAAUCUCUUUCUCAUCACGCCCGGGACUCCAAGCCUCACAGUGUCGGUUCUUUUUUGGAAGAGACAACAAGAGACGGCGAUGAUAGAAGUACUUCCGCACAAGAAGGAACCAAAGCCGAGGCUUCUGGCGACGAGAAGAAAAAACAAGAAGAAGAACCUCCACCCAAGGAGGACGACGGAUCCGCGUCCAGCAACGAAGAUCGGGGGUUGCAAAAGUUGGAGCAACAGGAAAAGCAAAAUGGGGAGAUCUGCCAGGCGGACCACCCGUUGAGACAGGACCUCAUCGCGGUGGACACACACUUGUUCUUUUUGCAGAACAGCAAGCCCCACGACGACGCGUGCGGGGAGGACUGCGUGUGCGACGCGUGGAAGGGCGAGAACAGCUGCUGCGCGCCGGAGUUCUACACCGCGUUGAAGAAGCUGAAGAACCGGCAGGAAGGGGAUAUCGAUCUGGUCAAGGCCCAGUACGAGGAAAGCGCGUUUCUGGAAAUGUUGGUGGACCAUUUGGCGAAGAGCGCUGGUGCCGAUGGGAACAAAAAUGUGAUAGAAUCCGUGUUGAAAGAGCCGAGCAAGCAGCUGGGACUGACGAUGCAAACGUUUCAAUCUGACUGCCAGAAGCAGAUCUCGAAUCUGUUUAUCCAGCGGACGUGUGAACUCUGCCGCGUCGGACUGGGCGACCAGAUCACGCUGGGCGCCAAAGACUCGCCGGCGAGGAAACGCUGCAUGGUGACGGCGCGCGCGUUGUCGCGUGCGCGCGAUACCUUUUUCGAUCUGUUUAGGCGGAAGGACGGGAAACUAAACUUGAUGGUACCACCUCCAAGCGAAUCUACUUCCGCGAUGAACACGGCACCACCGGGUACCUCCGCCGAAAACCCGGUUGUCAUCACGUCCGACGCCUUUAGCUCUGCUUCUUUCCUAGAAGUACCUUCCGUCGACAGCUUGACCAAGGUCGAAACGGCGAAUGCGGCUGAGGAGGGAGAUUUGAUUCCCGUCACGGGGUUUCUGGAGAAGUUCCUCCUACGAUUCAACAGCGAGGUGGAGAACAUUAUCGACAUGUUUUCCGAGGACGGGGUCUCUUUCGAGGAGGACGUCCGCGAGGCGGGGCUGGCCUUCCAACUGUACCGGUACGGCAAUUUCGAGACCGGGUUCGGGGCCGCCUGCCCGCUGCCCCACGAGGCCUACCACUUCGGGCGGCAGAAGUGCGUCUGCGAGGCCUGCCACUUGUGGCUGAGUCCCACCGGCGGGCCGCACUUGUGCCGCGAGGAGCCCGUGCCUUACUUGCCGUUGACGCAGAAAUUCCGGCCUUUACUGUACCAGCAGGUGGACGCGAACUCCGACGAGGCCAUGGACCAGCCAGUGAACAUUUUGAAACUUCAGUCCUGCGAGAAGGUACAGCGCGAGGUGCAGCGGCGGGCGGUGUUGAUGCGACUGGUGGUGGUGCGGGACUUGAAAAAGUUGGACGCCUUGCGGGAAGGGGGCAGGUUCUCCGACGAAGAAGACGGCGUGAACGCGGCGGGAACUAUUGUGUACCCCGAGAAGUACUGGGAGACGCGGGCGAGCAUGUGCCAGGGGGAGAAGGCAAACGACUUCGUCGAUCUGCCGGCCACGCCGCCCUCCAUCGCGGCGUCCGAGCGCCCGGUCUUCGCGAUCCCGGUGGGAUUAUCCUCCAUGGUGAAGCUGAAACAGCUGGCGGACCAAGUGGAUGAGCUGAGUAUGGGGACAGCUGCCGCGAGUGCGCCUGCUGCACCUGCUUCUCCAGAAGCUGCACCGGAAUCCACCGCGAGUAAUUCCAAAGAAGGGGAGAAGAGCGAUGCAGGAGCAGAAAAAUCCACGGAGAAAAUAAAAUCUUCCGACGCGGAGGCGGAGAAACCAGAGGAAGCGGCGAAGGAAUUAUCAUCUUCGUCGGAAGAUGAAAAAGCAAAAGCUUCUGGCACAGAUGACGACAUGGCGAAGGACGAGAAGAAAGCGUCGGCUGCAUCAGAUUCGAAGGCAGAAGAGGACAAGAAACCUGGUGGCGAGGACGAAUCAUCGAAGCCCAGUGAUGAUGAAGCGAAGCCAACAGCAGAUGAGGCGUCCAACAAGGGUUCCGAAGAGAGCUCAGCAAAGCCGUCUGACGAUUCGAAGGCCGCAGACGAUUCGAAGCCAUCGGAUGACUCGAAGCCCUCAGACGAUUCGAAGCCGCCCGAGGAUGACUCUAAGUCCCCCGCCACCGCCGAGCCAAAACCAGAGGAGUCCUCUGGUUUUGGCUCCGACGAGUCGAAAGGUAAAGAAGAUGCCGCAACUGGUACAACUACAACAUCAUCUGCUGACAAGAAAGACGACGGUGCCACAAGCGACGAGAAGCCGUCUGACAGCAAUGAUGGAGAGGCAAAAGAGGACGGAGAUGAGAAAAGCGCGGAUGGCGAAAAGAAGCCGGGCGACGAAGGAAAAGAGGCCGACGAUAGCAAACCACCUGGCGACGAGGCUAGUAAAAACACGGAGGAUAGCGAUAAGAAGGAAGGCUCCGAGUCCGGGGCAACGGCUGAUAGCAACGACAAAUCAGGAGAAGAGAAAUCAGCAGACGAUAAAAGCGAAGGGGACAAGACCGAAGGGGACGAGCAUGGGCAGGAGGAACAUGAAGGAGGGGAGGAGCACGAGGAGGAGGAACAUGAAGGCGGUGAGGAGCAUGCGGAAAACACCGAAGCAGGCGACGGGUCGUUCAGCAGUUUUUUGCAGCUUCGGUCGGGCGACAGUUCUGUGAGCUCCACAGCAUCUCCAACGGGUCUCGGUAAGAGCACGUUAUUUCUCGUGUGCGCCCGGAUGCCGCACGGCGGCACGCAGCACCAGCUGUGGCAACCCACCGGGCUAGUGAAGUUCCAGGAGCUGUUACCGUCCGCGAAUAUCAUGAAAGUUGCGGUGAAGCAGGAGAUAUUUGAGGCGCUGCCCGAGCCCAAAGCAACAAGGGACACAGAGGAGUCUCUGCAGAAGCAAGUGGCGCAAGAAGAGCAGCGUGUUUCCGCUGCGAAGGAGGAGCUCAAGGAUGCGGAGCGGCGGGUCAAGGAAUUGAAAGAAUCAGGUGCAGUGGAAAGCAGCAAGAGUCGGGAAGCGGUGGCGGAAGAAGCAUUAAAGAAGUACGCCGGUCAGCCUUUAGCGGCCAGCGGUAAUACUAAUAGCGACGACGACAGUGCUGGUGAUAAAAGUAGUACCAAAAAUGUUCCGGAAGGAACAGAAUCUUCCAAGCCCGCGGUCACCAAGGAAGUGACCAAGGAAGGCGAGGAUACCACGGUCUCCAAAGAGGUAUCGCACGACGUUAUGAACGGCCACAAGCUGACCAUCGAGCGAACCACGCGUAUUACGGUCGAUCCUGACGCGCCGCCGCCAGUAGAAACCGCGGAAGCUGCAGGGGACAGGGACACCGGCCCGCAGCUCGCCGUCCGGACGCAUUCGGGCGAUCGCGUGGACUACGCAGCGGACGGGGCGAUGGACGCAUUUGCAGACGAGCAGAACGGGGCGGGGCAGGAGCACCGGGGUCUGCACCCGCUGGAGUCGGGUUACGGGUACGACGGUUCGGCAAUCGCAGCAGAGCGCAACGAGAAAAAAUCAUUGGCGCAGACGGUACUCAGAUCCGCUCUUGGGGUCCCAAAAACGAUGUUUGGCAGCAUACAAAGGAUGAAGAUUGGCUCCUCGUCUUCCGAUAGUGAAGAAGCUACUUCUGCAGACAUCAACUCCAGCGGGAACACUGCAACAGGCACCAGUCUCAAAUCAGCGUCGGUAACACUAGAUUACUCCUCUGCGCACGUGAAUCCGGAAACCGGUGCCAUUGAGGAGUGGAUCGACGGCAUCAUCUUCAGCCGGUCGGCGGAAACCGACUGCGCUGGCGGGUCGUACGUGCUGCACCCCGGGGUCGGGUUGGUGCAGCCGGUGGAACCGGGCCUGGCCGCGUCGGAAGACUGGGGGAUGAUGGGCCUCCGCGCGGAACCGGACGUCACGGACGUGCAACCGCGGCUGCCGCAGAUGCGGGGCGACGAUCCCGCGGCCGGGCAGGAGAGCCUGUCGGAUCUGCCCGCGGACAUGGAACAGGAGGAGGCGGACGCGCACGUGCGGAUCAACAACGAGGAGCCAGCGCCCGCACCCGUCGAGGAGAAAAGUUCCAAACGGUUCUGGCGGAUUUUGCUGCUUGUGCUGCUCCUGUUACUGGUACAGAGAAAACAGAACUGUGAUUUGUGAUUUUUAUUUUGCGAUCAUCACUGUACUUACUCGUGUGCUGGCGCAUUGUGAGUCAUGACUCGUUUGUUUUCUUGUAAAAAUUAGUCGUACGUUCUUGAGUUGAGAUAUGGGAUUAUUGGAAAACGCAAUCGACACGCCCGAACAGAUUUUCGCCCUGAUCUCCCGUUGGCUCCGGAACCGCAACACUGUUGUGGCGCCGGAAGAAGGCGGCCUCGCCGAAGAGCUUGCGACGUCCUCCAACCACAGCCAGUCGCCGCAAAGCCAGAUAACCGCCGGGCAGAGCAAUCUGCGGACGUCGAGCCCGUCGCAGCUUUCCGGCGUGAAUGUCGAGAUGGGGGGUUUGGUUGCGGCCACAGAACCCGUGCCGCACCUGAUUGCGAGCAAAACCAGCCAGGACGGUAUCGUCGACGUGGAGGAAGAAUUACUGCUGAAGGUCGGCGCCACCGUGCGGUUGUUCGGGUUGCUGGAGGAUCACCCGAAUUGGGAAGGCGAGUACGCCAUGGUGAUUGCCGAACCGAACGCGAACCAGGAGUGGAAGGUGCGGAUGAACGACGGGCAGGUGUUCCGCAUCGAUCCCGUUCACCUGAAAAACGUUUCUCAGCAAGAGUUCAACGAAACCGCACACCUGUCUGUCGCCCAGCGCUUCCCACAGGGGUCGUUUGUGCGGGUACUUGGCGCCGGGGGCGCCGUGGCCGGCGCAGCGCCGUACGCAAACCGAGUCGCCAUGGUGGGUGGAGUCAGCGACCGGCUCUUGCAGCUGCGUUUCCAGUCGGGCGGCGCCGUGGAGUCUGCGGUGAUGCACUUCUCGCUGUGCGAAAGGAUUUCGGAAGCGCAGUACCGGGAGGGUGCGCAGCGGUACUUGAUGAGCGCGAUCGAGGCACGAGCAAGUGGUGGUACGGGCCCGGGUCCGGCCUCAUCGCCGAAAACCGCACCGAGCGCCAAGCCAGGCAGUCCGAAACAGAGUCCGAAGUCGGGGUCGCCGCGCUCGAAGACUCCGCCGGCAGUAGGUGCGAAGGUGGGGGCGGCAAAGGCAAAGGUAGCACCUCCACCACCAGCGAAGGCAAAGGUAGCACCCUCACCACCGGCAAAGGCAAAGGUAGCACCCCCGCCACCGGCAAAGAGUAAGCCGCCGGCAGGGGGUGCCGGCAACUCUCCGCCGGGAAAAGCGACGGGCGCUGCCGCAAAAAAAGCUCCAGGUGGAAGGUAAAUGUGUUAACAGAACUUGACGUUUCCGAGAAAGAGGUAAAUGUAUGAACAGAAAUACGGUUUCUUUUGAAAAUGAAAUGCGAAAAGAACUUUGUUGAGCUUUCUGUUUCGUGCGUUUCAUAAUAGUUUCUACGGUAUGAU